UUUCUUGAGCUGAAGUCCACUCUACUAGCUAACCGCUGGCAAAAAUGUUCUCAGUCCUCUUUAAUGCAUGCUUCCCGCUGCUUAGCAAAAGUUGAAAUGUUAACACACGUUGAAAAAAACUGCAGUAUUGACUUAAAAUGAAAAAAAUUAUCAUAGGAAUUGGUGGGAUGACAAAUGGAGGAAAGACUACACUGAGUAAAAGCCUCCAGGAGCUUCUGCAUAACAGCCUCGUUAUUUCUCAAGACAACUUUUUCAAGGAUGACUCAGUGGUCCCUGCUGAUGUCAGUGGCUUUAAGCAAUAUGACACUUUGGACGCCCUGCACAUGGACAGGAUGAUGGCAGGCAUUGGCUCGUGGCAGGAGGAUCCUCGGGGCUUCAUGAUGUCUCGUGAUCCUUCAGUGAAAUCCACAGCAUCUGAGCCAUCCAAUGUGUUUGUUCUUAUAGUGGAGGGAUUCCUCAUUUUUAAUCAUGGGUAAUUUUGUUCAACAGACUACCUUUUAUGUAAGAUGAAGAGGAAGUCAUACAGGAGAAAGUUUUUGUACAGUUGUUAUGUUUGCAAGGCAAGAUGGGA
This is a messenger RNA of Sinocyclocheilus anshuiensis, 571 nucleotides long. Its product is annotated as nicotinamide riboside kinase 1-like. The coding region runs from base 138 to 476 and encodes 112 amino acids. Lineage: Eukaryota; Metazoa; Chordata; Actinopteri; Cypriniformes; Cyprinidae. The transcript has 4 exons. The record is from RefSeq and is a predicted model, not a curated record.